This is a messenger RNA of Cokeromyces recurvatus, 342 nucleotides long. RefSeq lists its product as uncharacterized. The transcript is spliced from 4 exons. The coding region runs from base 1 to 342 and encodes 113 amino acids. NCBI's taxonomy places the organism in Eukaryota, Fungi, Mucoromycota, Mucoromycetes, Mucorales, Mucoraceae. The record is from RefSeq and is a predicted model, not a curated record.
AUGCCAAAAGAACAAAUCGUUGAUGCUCCAAACCUUGGUCCAAAUGAUAUUAUUAUAAAAGCGUUGGUCUGUGGUAUACAGUCUCGGUCAAACUUGAUUUUGAUCUUCAUCUUGACCUUCUUAAAUCGUAAUGGCGCCUUUUAUUUAAUUGAUUUACCUAAUGUUCCUGUUACGAUCAAGGACGCAUCGAGCUUCUUACUUAACCCGAAAACGCCUUUAAAGGGGUCUAUUAUUGGUGUUACUGAAGAAUAUCCUUUUACCCUUGAAGGUUUAGAAAAGACUAUUGAUCGUUGUGAUAAGAGCUUGGAUCGUUACAGAGCUGUUUUGAUGGCUAAAGAUUAA